GCGUGCGUUGGCCGGUCCAAUGGCAUCAUCUACUGCGUUGUUUCUACCAACCCUGCGAAUGCGUGAUUUUCGGUUGGCAUUGAGAUCACGUUGCCUUGCUGAAACUGUCAGUGUUUGGACUUGCCUAUCACAAGCCAGAUGGCAAAACAUCAGAAGUAAAAUUGUCUGUGAACACACAAAAUCACACGAAAAAAUCUCGGAAAAAAAAAUUGUACAAAAUUUUACCGAUUCGCUCUCGACCAGAUUUAAAAUUUUGUUUCGGCCGAACUUCAAAUUAGGAAUACAAAAGAACGGUGUGUCGAGUGUGUACCAAAAUCAAAUCGUGUUUAGCUAGUUGACGUCUGGAUAUAUGCUACUUUGACUAGUCGUUAACUAUUUUCAAGUGAUCGGAAGCAAACGUAGACUCGAUUAACCAUGGGUAAAAAGGGCAAAGGAAAGAAGGGCAAGAAGCCCGCGGCAGUUGUGGCUCCCAUCGAGGCACCACCAUGUCCUCCGUGUCCGGAACCACCAAAGCAGAUGCAACCACUUGACGCUUGUCCAGAGUCUAGCGGACCCCACGAUGUCCUUCGGGCUCAACCGAAUCAUUACCCGGCUCUUCUUCGUAUUCCGGAAACGAUGGCGGUGGUGGGCUCUGAGAAUGGAUGCUACGAUAGCAUUUGCAAGCUCCUGAGAGCCGGAUUCCGGUGUGCCGAGAGAGUUUUCGUGAUGGCCCCUUGGGGCAACUACGUGGUGUUCCGGUAUCACAACAAUAAUGACUUUAUUUACUUUCUGUUUGAUGGAUGCACCUGCGAUGUUAAUAGGUUCCGCUAUCUAGACCUCAGCUGCGGAACUGCCGGAUUUCUUUUCUUCGAUAAUAUGCACGACGUCAUUAGUUAUAUUAUCCAGUCUCGAAAGACGCGUCUAUAUCUGGAGAAUCUAAACAAGAUUGCCAUCGAUCAGAUUGUGGAGGAGUAUGGCGCUGUAACGUACACCCAAAAGGCGAAAUGUAUGCGAUUCGCUUAAAUGGGUCCCAUAUGAUUUCUAACAAAAGAGAGGAACGCAAACACACGACGAGGAUAAUACUGGACGCCAGGCUUUGCUUUAAACAUUUAACAUAUUUUGGUACAAUCUUUAUCAAUAAAUAAUAAUCACUUUGAAAGCAAAUAAGACCAAUUUGCAUAGCCUUAACACCAAUAGCGGUGAUAGCGUUAAACCAAAGAGUUUAUUUUACAUCUCAAAGUUAAUCCUUUUGUAAAGUUUUGCUAGGCAAGUCGAGGUUAGCGUACGAUCAAAAGAAGGUAAAUAACAAUAGUCAACUUACAUUAUUGCAAUAUUACUGUGGAUAAGAUACAAAUUGUAAAUAUCAUAUUAACAGAGACUUACAGGGUGUGUGUAAAGAUUUUUUUCUAUCACUGUACAGAUUCCUUUGAAUAGAAUGGAAAUUAUGCAGAUGCAUAAUUUUCAUGUUACUCGGCUUAAAAGAAUAAAGCGCACGAUCCAAAAUCCAAAGCCCUCAAAUUA
Drosophila sechellia is the source of this 1500-nucleotide messenger RNA. RefSeq lists its product as uncharacterized. The record is from RefSeq and is a predicted model, not a curated record. NCBI's taxonomy places the organism in Eukaryota, Metazoa, Arthropoda, Insecta, Diptera, Drosophilidae. The transcript is spliced from 3 exons. Bases 415 to 1002 code for a protein of 195 amino acids.